AGUGGAGAUCGCCAACCUCUGUUGGUCGACGAGCAGAGAUGUCAUCUCAUCCUUCGCACUCUGCUUCCUCUUCUCCUCACCCGUCCGCCUGCAGGCAGACCGGGUAUGCCGGCCACCUGUUCAUGGCCUCAAGAUAUAAGCUUACCCAGCCAUCUCUUCUCUGCUCGAACCUUUUCUCCUUGUUUCUCCAUCCUCUUGCAGCCCUCACCAGCCUCUCUCCAUCUCCCAGCCAACCACAUAUACGUGAUCUUGUGCUAUCAAGUAACUCGUUCGUUAAGGUUACUUAAGAGACUCUCGCUCAAAUCAAAGCUCUCGCUUCCUCCGCCCAUCGUUUCAAGAGUAUCUCUCGUUUGAUUGCUCUCAAUCUCACCUUCACCCGCAGCCAUGAAGUUCACUACUGCUCUGCUGGCUCUGGCCGCCACUGCCCUUGCAACCGAGGACCACGACUGGGGUAAGGAUAAGACCAAGACUAUUGUCACGGAAGUCCUGACCACGUACACGACCGUGUGCCCUGUUACAAUCACCAAGCCCGGCGAACACACCACCCAGUACGAGACCAUCACAACUACCUCCACUGUCGUUGAGAAGCACCCCACGACGAUCUAUGAGACCCUUCCAGGCGCCACUGAAGUCGUGACGGAAAUCGACACCGACUACACCACCUACACCACCUACUGCCCGAUUACGGAGACGAUCGUUGGAGAAGGCACCACCAAGACUGUGGUCUACACCACACUCAGUACCGUCGUCGAAAAGAAGCCGACCAAGAUCAUCGAGACCGUUCCCGGCCCCACGGCCGUAGUGACGGCCACGGAUGUCCAGCUUACCACCCUCACCAGCCUCUGCCCGGUCACUGAGACCUACACCGAGGGCGGCAAGACCUGGACCAAGACGUACACCACCACGUCCACCAUUGUGACUCACGUUCCUACCAAGGUCUGGCAGACUGAGAAGCUCCCUGACGUCACCAAGACGGAGAAGGACGUUGAAUACACCACCAUCACUUCUCUUUGCCCUGUGACCGAGACCAAGACUAUCGGCGGAGAGACAGUUGUCGUCACUUACACGUCUACCUCAACCAUCGUCACGGAAGUUCCCACCAAAGUGGACGUCUGGACGACCGUAAAGACCACUCAGCAUCUCUCAACGGAAGUCUACGAGACCAUUACAAAGCCUGUGACGACAUAUCAGACCAUCGAGCACGGCGAGACGGUUUGGAUCACUGCCACGGGCACCAAGACCAUUACCGUCGAGAAGGUCCACACCUUGACGGAAGUCAUCGUCGAGACCAAGACGGCACACGUCGAGGUCACCCAGGCCGUGACCGUUGGCGGCGAGAGUGUCGUAACGCAAAAGUCAUGGGUCUACAUCACCGUGUCGGGAACUGUGUACGCUACGCAGACCCGGCCCGCCAGCACCCUUGUCGUCCCUACAACAAGCGCCGUGACCCUUCCCCCGGUCACGGUGUCGAGCCAGGCUCCAGUCGUUGUGCCCACCGCUGCCGCCGACGCCCGCAGAGCGCCGGGAGCUGCCUUGCUGGCUGGUCUCUUUGGUGCCGUUGCGCUCCUCUAGACAUUUGGUCCUGGAGGAUGGAUCAUCUGUUUCUGGACUUUUCUUUCUCUUACUUUACUUCUCUGAGGGCAAUGAUGACCUCAUUUCUACACUAAUGCCCGUCUCUUCUGGACGAUCGGGCCUUUAAUAGUGGAUCACCUCCAUACGACUUUGACGACAAGCUCAAUGCUACGACGGCACGGAUAUACAGAUAUACCCCUUACACUCACUGAUGAUCAACCGGUAAAAGGAAGGACUGGAAUGAUGAGAAGGAACACAUGG
Colletotrichum scovillei is the source of this 1833-nucleotide messenger RNA. Its product is annotated as repetitive proline-rich cell wall protein. The record is from RefSeq and is a predicted model, not a curated record. Bases 385 to 1572 code for a protein of 395 amino acids. The transcript is spliced from 4 exons. NCBI's taxonomy places the organism in Eukaryota, Fungi, Ascomycota, Sordariomycetes, Glomerellales, Glomerellaceae.